This is a messenger RNA of Lagenorhynchus albirostris (white-beaked dolphin), 774 nucleotides long. RefSeq names its product CDC28 protein kinase regulatory subunit 1B (gene CKS1B). Gene Ontology annotation, biological process: regulation of mitotic cell cycle. Gene Ontology annotation, cellular component: SCF ubiquitin ligase complex; cyclin-dependent protein kinase holoenzyme complex. The record is from RefSeq and is a predicted model, not a curated record. The coding region runs from base 69 to 308 and encodes 79 amino acids. Gene Ontology annotation, molecular function: cyclin-dependent protein serine/threonine kinase activator activity; histone binding; protein kinase binding. The transcript is spliced from 3 exons. Lineage: Eukaryota; Metazoa; Chordata; Mammalia; Artiodactyla; Delphinidae.
AGCGCGUGCUGCUGGGAGUUGUUUGGAGGUUGGCGGUGCGGGGCUGACGGUCCUCAGGCAGGGUGAUUAUGUCGCACAAGCAGAUUUACUAUUCGGACAAAUACGACGACGAGGAGUUCGAGUACCGGCAUGUGAUGUUGCCCAAGGACAUAGCCAAGCUGGUCCCUAAAACCCAUUUGAUGUCUGAAUCUGAAUGGAGGAAUCUUGGCGUUCAGCAGAGUCAGGGAUGGGUCCAUUAUAUGAUCCAUGAACCAGAACCUCACAUCUUGCUGUUCCGGCGGCCACUGCCCAAGAAGCCAAAGAAAUGAAGCUGGGGAGCCACUUUUCAGCCUCAUGCUUUAUACAGCUGUCCUCAUUUGCUAACAUCUUUCUGAUGACAUUAUUAUGUUGCCUUCCUGUUUCUCACUUUGAUAUUUAAAGGAUGUUCAGUACACUGUUUGAACGUGUUGGAGACUGCUUUGCUUCUUGAGCAGAACCAACAGGACCAUGGCCCAGCCGGACAACUGCUCUUUGGGUUGCAGCCUCAGCUAAGUGUGACCCCCAAAACCAAUGUGAGCUCUAUAUCCAGCAGAACACACUUGGCAGAUGGAGGAAGCAUCUAAGAAUAAGACCGUGGCUGUUACAGGGAUUGUGUAAACUUCCUGUUUUUUUUUUCUGCCAGGUGUUGUAUGUAUGGUGAUUUAUGUUUCAAUGUGUUGGAAACUUUCCAUUUUAUUCAAGAAAUCUGUUCCAUGUUAAAAAGCCUUGAUUAAAGAGGAAGUUUUUAUAAUCUAA